CUGUGCUUGCAAGGUCGCUGCGAGAGGGAGCAUUGAACUUUGGACUGCACCUCAGAGGGUGAAGUAAACAACAGGGCUAUAUAUGUCAGUGUCAGUCUGGCUUUGCGGAGCUGCCCCGCCAGAGCUGAGAGAGAGAGGAAGCAGACUAGUCCGAAGGGGUUGCGACAACCUCAGCAAUGUGGAGAAGCCUAGGGCUUGCCCUGGCUCUCUGUCUCCUCCCCUAUGGAGGAACAGAGAGCCAAGGCCAAAGCCCUGUUUGUAAGCAACCUCCAGCCUGGAACAUAGGAGAUCAAAAUCCAAUGCUAAACUCUGAGGGUACAGUGACCGUGGUUGCUCUUCUUCAAGCCAGCUGAUACCUGUGCCUUCUGCAGGCAUCCAGACUGGAAGACCUGCGACUAAAACUAGAGAACGAAGGAUACUUGAACAUCUCUUACAUCGUUGUUAACCAUCAAGGAUCCCCUUCUCAACUAAAACACACACAUCUUAAAAAUCAGGUGUCAGACCAGAUUGCUGUUUACCGGCAAGAAGAACACCAAACAGAUGUCUGGACUCUCCUAAAUGGAAACAAAGACGACUUCCUCAUAUAUGACAGAUGUGGCCGUCUUGUCUAUCACCUUGGCUUGCCCUAUUCCUUCCUCACUUUCCCAUAUGUUGAAGAAGCCAUUAAGAUCGCCUACUGUGAGGAGAAGUGUGGAAACUGCUCUUUCACGAGUCUUGAAGAUGAAGACUUCUGUAAGAAUGUGUCCUCAGCUACUGUGGGUAAAACAGCGGAGCCCUCGGAGGCACACCACCACCACAAGCACCAUCACAAACACGGGCAUGGGCUUCUUGGGAGCAGGGAGCUUUCAGAGAAUCAGCAGCCCGGAGCAGGGGAUGCGGAAGCACCUCUCCCUCCUUCAGGCUUACAUCACCACCAUAAGCACACGGGCAAGCACAGGCAGGGCCACUUAGAGAGCUGAGACAUGCAGGCAAGUGAAGGUCUGCAGCUUUCACUUGCCCAAAGGAAGCUCUGUCGAAAGGGAUGCAUAAACCAGCUCCUGUGUAAGUUGUCUAAGGACUCCGGGACAACUACCAGUAGCUGCUGCUGCCACUGCCGCCAUCUCAUAUUUGAGAAGUCAGGGUCUGCAAUCACUUGACAGUGCGCCGAAAACCUCCCAUCUUUAUGUAGCUGACAGGGGCUUUUUGCGGAGGAGAAAGUCAUUGAAUCUUGUCAGUGUCGAUCACCUCCAGCUGCCUGACAGAGUCAGCCACUAAACCCCACAGGAGCCAGCCCCAACUGAAGUUGAAAUAAUAAGACCAAAAAGUGAAAAUGACGUUCAAACUAAAUAUUUAAAAUAAGAUGUAUACUCCCUAAGUCAGUCUAAAGACACAAUUUCAUUUCUAGAAAUUUUGUUAUCCAUUUAAUUAAUCAGUGAACUAAAAGUAGAAAUUGGAUGUGGGCAAACAUGGAUAAAGCUACCGCAUUGGCUUCUAAAUUUAAAAUUUUAUGCCACAGAGAAUUUGACCCAAACCAAAUUUGUAUUACGGGGUAACUAAAAAGUGAUUGCAGCUUUUGGUUAAUAUGUCUUUCUUUUUCUUUUUCCAGUGUUCUAUUUACAUUGAUGAGAACAGAAACAUAAACUAUGACCUAGGGGUUUCUGUUGGAUAGCUCGUAAUUUAGAAUGGGGAAAGAACAACAAAGACACAUUUUCCAGUUUUUUUCUUUACUUAAACUCUUGAAACAGUAGGAACUUUUAUCUUUCUAAUCUUAAAUUUUUUAACCAAUUAAAUCUUUAACACUGUAUUUUAAAUACCUUCUUAUCUUUUUAUAUCUAAGACGACUACCAGCUUUACAUUCACUACAUACAUCUGUGUAUUUUGUUUUCUUCAUCUUGUGUUGUAUUGCUGUGAAUUGUGAGUGACUGUCUUGACAGACGUAAUGGAAGAAAAGUAUGUUGUUAAUCUGCAUACUGCUUAAGACAGUAUUUCCAUAAUCAAUGAUGGUUCAAUAGAGAAACUCAGCCCUAUGAACCUGAACUCUUUUAUGGCAAAUACCAAUAAGCAAGAAUGCAGUAGAGAAUUGGCCACAGUACAGACUUAUCUAAAUAAACGCAAUUUUAAAAAGCUUAA
This is a messenger RNA of Mesocricetus auratus (golden hamster), 2109 nucleotides long. It is a transcript of the gene Selenop, whose product is annotated as selenoprotein P. The record is from RefSeq and is a predicted model, not a curated record. Gene Ontology annotation, molecular function: selenium binding. Lineage: Eukaryota; Metazoa; Chordata; Mammalia; Rodentia; Cricetidae. The transcript is spliced from 5 exons. Gene Ontology annotation, biological process: selenium compound metabolic process. Gene Ontology annotation, cellular component: extracellular region.